AUGGCAAGGAUCCAAAAAGAAAAAGAUCGAAAUAGUGAAGGUGAUGAUGACCUUUUAAGCCGCUUAAAGAACAACACACAUGAAGAAAAUAAAGCAAACAUGACCCGAGAAAAUAACGAUACGACAAAUACCUUCCUCGACAAUUAUUGUGAGAUAGAAGCAAAAUUGGAAAUGGUUCUGUCUCGGCUUAGUAAACUCGAGGAAAAAUCUCAGAGUGAAAAAAGAGCGCAAUCUUUGCUUGUUGCUGAGAAUAGCAAAAUGGUGGCCAAAAUAACUUGCUUAACAGCAACUGUUACCGAGCUACAGGAGGAAAACGAGAGUAUCAGAACUUUGCUUGCAUGGCAAUAA
Molecule: messenger RNA, 348 nt
Organism: Paramuricea clavata
Lineage: Eukaryota; Metazoa; Cnidaria; Anthozoa; Malacalcyonacea; Plexauridae
Source: the annotation of a GenBank genome assembly